Osmia bicornis bicornis is the source of this 3870-nucleotide messenger RNA. It is a transcript of the gene mtRNApol, whose product is annotated as DNA-directed RNA polymerase, mitochondrial. Gene Ontology annotation, molecular function: mitochondrial promoter sequence-specific DNA binding; DNA-directed RNA polymerase activity. The record is from RefSeq and is a predicted model, not a curated record. The transcript has 19 exons. Gene Ontology annotation, biological process: mitochondrial transcription. The coding region runs from base 46 to 3804 and encodes 1252 amino acids. Lineage: Eukaryota; Metazoa; Arthropoda; Insecta; Hymenoptera; Megachilidae. Gene Ontology annotation, cellular component: mitochondrial DNA-directed RNA polymerase complex.
GCGAUUGUAAAUUGUUACCUUACUUUCCUCGAUGUAGGUUAUUCGAUGUACAAACUUUUUGUAACGCGAGUUACAAAACGGAUUUCUCCACAUGAUGUUGUACCAAAGCAAAUAAUUGUUCAACGUUCGAUGCGGUUAUGCUCAUUUUGUAAUUUCUAUCAUGGAAAAAUGACAAGAUAUAUGAAAUAUUAUCAAAUUCGUACAAGUUCCACAACAGUAAAUGUAUUAGGCCAUUCCCUGAUUAAAAAAAAGGUCAAACGAAGAACAAAAAAAUAUACUGAAUUGUUAGCAGUAACAGAUGAAGUGGCAAGUACUAAAAUGACGAAAGUACAUAAGCUAAUGGCUUCAGAUUUAUCUAUGUUUGUUCAUCAGCCUGAUGUUAUCACAAAUAAUACAUACGAUCUUAGAGAUCCUUCAAUUAAUACAGUCUCCGAUUCAAAGAGUAAAACUAAGGAUUGUCAUACUUCAUAUGAUAAUGAAAGUUACUUCAAUAUUCAAGAGGAAAACCAUAUAGAUACAUUAUUUGCAGAAGAAGAAAUGAAGUAUUACAAUAAAGAAAUUUCUGAAAAUUUUAAGAUUAGCCACAGUUCUGUUGAGAAUGAUACACUCUAUGAUACUUCAAUUAAAAAUCCUGAAAUCAUAAAUGAAAAAUUGAAUAAAAUAUUGCAAUCAAAAGUAAACAGAACGUUACCACAAAAACAGGAGUUUUUUAAAAAUAACAGUAAACACACAUUACCUUACAUUGAAAGUCUGUUAGUGCAUAUGCAAGUUUAUUUAAGUUGUGGGUUGCUGAAUAGAACACACAAUACAUUAAUGAAAUACAGAAAGUAUGUAAAAAAUAGGGUAAAACAUUGUGAUGAAUGUGUUGAACUUUAUAACAUAGUUUUGGAAGCUUAUGCUUCUAGAAGGAAAGUUACAAAAGUCUUAGAAUUAUAUGAAAUAUUAAAAAAAGAUUUAUUGAUACCAACAUCACAAACCUAUGUGUAUGUGUUUGAUGUGCUGGGAGGCGAUGUGAUAACAGAUAAACAAAAGGCAUUGUUAACAAAAUUGAGCAGUGAAAUGACUAAUUAUAAUAUAACUUUCAAUGAUUUAUUUAACAAAUCAUAUUUUACAAACAAUCAAAGAGAAAAUGUCCUUAAAUCAAUUAGAGUGUUAAUACCAAACUUUGAACCAUCGUAUGAUUUGCCAAGUACAGAAUAUGCAUGUGGACUUCUGAGUAAAACUUUGACAAAGAAUAAUUAUAGAAGUCCAGUAGAAGGGUUAUUGACAAUAGAAGAAUUAAAAGGUUAUUUAAAAGAGCAAGUUCAAGAUGAAACUGCAAUUGAGGUACAAAUAAAAAGUGUUGAAUCAUCCAGGAAUACAAAUACUUUACAUUCUAAGGAAAAACUCAAUGAAAUGGAAAAUUAUUGGAGAGAUGCAGCAUCAAAAGCUUUUGAAAGGAAUUUAAAGUGUUUAAAAGAAGAGGAAUGUCAAUCUUAUAAUGCUUUAAUGGUUUUACAUCCAUUUUUAGAAGUAUUAGAUAAAGAAGAUUACGUGAAUGCUAUAUUGCGAGAAGUUAGACAAGUAACUCGAGGUUCUGAAGCUUAUAGUACCUCUCUUAAAAUGUUAUACAUUGAUUUAGGAAGAUAUAUUUAUAACAAAUAUGAGAUUCAAACAAAAAAACAAUCUGGAUUGAUGGAUAAAAUGCUCAGUAUUUAUUUGAAAUAUCUUGAUUGGUAUAUGCACCCUGAAAAUAUGACGCAUUUAAAUAAUGCAAAUAAUCGUAUUGUAUGGCAAUACCUUGAACACGAAGAAAUAAAACAUGGCAUAUCUUUAAGUACUAGAUGCUUAAAUUGGCCUAUGGAUGUAAUUAUAAAUGUUGGAAAAUUUUUGUAUAAUAUCAUUUUAAAUGAUUUAAUACUUCAACCUAAUAUAUUGAAAGGACAUGAUUUAAAAUGUUCUAUUCCUGCAUUUUAUACAUUAUUUAGAAAUAAAGGAACUUAUUUAUCAGAACAGAUUAAAUCUCAUCCUUUGGCUUCAAAAUUGUACAAAGAAUCGGAUUUUGAAACAUUAACGUUUAACUCGCAUAUUUUACCAUCUUAUGCUCCACCACGUCCGUGGACUUCCAUACAUAACGGAGGAUACCUUAUAACUAAAACAGACUUUAUGAGAGUCUCAUACACAAAUGCUCCAUGGCGCAAACUUCAAAGUACACCAACAAAACAACUAUAUCCGGUAUUUGAUUCAUUAAAUCAGCUUGGUUCCAUUCCUUGGAAAAUUAAUACUAAUAUACUUGACGUAGUAAUUAAGAUAUUUCAAGAUGGUGGUUCGGAAAAAUUAAAUAUUCCUCAACCAGUUUCUGUAUUACCUUUACCACCUUCGGUGAAUAAAGAUUCUACUUCAGAGGAGAAGCGUAAUGCUGCAAUAGCGAUGGCACAUUACAAACAAAAAAAGUAUGACAUGUAUUCUCUGUGGUGCGAUACUCUUUAUAAACUGUCCAUUGCUAAUCAUCUUAGAAACAAAGUAUUCUGGCUGCCACAUAAUAUGGAUUUUAGAGGAAGAGUUUAUCCAGUUCCUCCCCAUUUACAUCAUCUGACAUCUGAUGUGGGUCGUUCUUUGCUUUUAUUUGCAAAAGGAAAACCUUUAGGUCCUAAUGGAUUGGAAUGGUUAAAAUUACAUGUUAUUAAUUUAACUAAUUUAAAAAAAGGAAGCUCUGUUAAAGAGCGUAUUGAAUAUGCAAAUGAAAAUAUGGAAAGCAUAUUAGACAGUGCUACUAAACCUUUGACGGGUAAUAUGUGGUGGGCAGAGUCUGAAGAACCAUGGCAAACUUUAGCAGGAUGUAUGGAAAUAGCAAAUGCAUUAAAAGCACCAAAUAUAGAAAAAUAUGUGAGUAGGUUUCCAGUACAUCAAGAUGGAAGUUGCAACGGACUUCAGCAUUAUGCAGCACUUGGUAGAGAUGAAAUAGGUGCAAAGAGUGUUAAUUUACAUCCGUUUGAUAUUCCAAAAGAUGUGUAUACCUCAGUCGCUGACAUAAUCGAGAAACAACGACGAAUUGAUGCGGAUAACAAUGUUCAAAUUGCAAAGAUAUUAGAAGGGUUUGUAAAGAGAAAAGUCAUCAAACAAACUGUAAUGACAACAGUAUAUGGAGUAACAAAAUAUGGUGCGAAACAUCAAAUAGCAAGACAACUCCGAGAUAUCAAAGAUUUUCCUCACGAAUAUGUUUGGCCUGCAAGUAUAUACUUAGCUGAAAAUACAUUUCAUAGUUUAAGAACUAUGUUUAAAAGUGCAAGAGAAAUUCAAGAUUGGUUUAUAAACUGUGCUCGAAUUAUUUCAUCUGUCUGUGGUGAAAAUGUGGAAUGGAUUACUCCUUUGGGUCUUCCUAUUGUACAACCUUAUAUCAAACAACAGAAACUUCACAAAACACAUAUCAAAGGCAAUGGAAAACCCGAUAGUUUAAAACAAAAAAAUGCGUUUGCACCAAAUUUCAUACAUUCUCUCGAUUCUUCCCAUAUGAUGCUUACCAGUCUUCAUUGUAAUCAAGAAGAUGUUACGUUUGUCUCAGUACAUGACUGUUUUUGGACUCAUCCUUGUACUGUAAACAUUAUGAAUAAAAUAUGUAGAGAACAAUUUGUUGCCCUUCACUGUGAACCCAUUCUUGAAAAUUUAGCCGAUUAUUUUGUACAAUAUUAUGCACCAAUUUACGAAAAAUUAGGGGCUGAAAACAAAGUUAAUGUACCAAAAAUACGCAAAUGUUUAACUAGCGUACCAUCUAAGGGCAAUUUUGAUAUCAAUAAUGUAUUGUCAUCUGUAUACUUUUUUAACUGAAUUGAAAAUCCUAGAACACUUGAUGUACACGAAUGAUAUAAAUAAAUUGUCAAAAAUUGAAAAAGC